Phalaenopsis equestris is the source of this 2010-nucleotide messenger RNA. Its product is annotated as serine/threonine-protein kinase PEPKR2. The coding region runs from base 377 to 1699 and encodes 440 amino acids. Lineage: Eukaryota; Viridiplantae; Streptophyta; Magnoliopsida; Asparagales; Orchidaceae. Gene Ontology annotation, molecular function: ATP binding; calcium/calmodulin-dependent protein kinase activity; calcium-dependent protein serine/threonine kinase activity. Gene Ontology annotation, biological process: peptidyl-serine phosphorylation; protein autophosphorylation; intracellular signal transduction. The record is from RefSeq and is a predicted model, not a curated record. Gene Ontology annotation, cellular component: nucleus; cytoplasm. The transcript is spliced from 3 exons.
UCUAGCGAGGACUGUCUCUCUUCUCUAUCGGGUUGCCGAGACCCCCGAUUCUGAUCCAUCGGAAAAUUUCGCCGUUGCAUUCCACCGCGGCGGCGCUAGGGUUUCGCUUCCUUUCGAAUGAUCGCUGGAGAGUUCGCACUGUAUCGUUAUUGCUCUUUGUUUUUUUCUGAGAUAAAGCCGUCGAGAUUGCUAUUUGCGUUUUCCCGCCGGGAAACGAGGGCCGACAGGUUCUGCGAUCUUAACUUUGAUAUAUAGAUAGAAGAAGAACGGGCAUCUUGCGGCCAUAGAUGCCUUUUGCUCCGUGUAUUUUCCAUGAUUCUCUCUUAUCUUUUGAGGAAUCGCGCAACUGUUUUUAGAUUGGGGUUUUUGUUGUGGUAUGGUGAUGGAGGUGGUGAGGAGGAAGAGGAAAGGGAUCAUCUCUGCUUCUGUUUUCGGAUCUUACCUUUCGGAUGGAGUUGAUAGCUAUAGACAAUGCAAGAAAAAGUGUAGGGAGGGAUCGCGGCCGGAUAAGUUGGGACCUCGAGAGCGUGGUGCCAUUCCCGGCGUCGUGAUGACGGCGCCUCCAUCGGGAAGGUCGGGAUUGGAGUCACCUGCCCGCGGUCUUAAACGGAAACUUGGGUGCAUCGAAUCGGUUACUCAGAUCGGACGUAAGAAAAAGCUGGAGCAGGAGUACAUUUUGGGCAGGGAGAUCGGGCAAGGGAGGUUCGGAUCCGUGAGGUUGUGUAGAAGCAAGGCCAGUGGGGAGCAAUUUGCCUGCAAGACACUGCGCAAGAAUGGGGAGGAAACUGUUCAUAGAGAGGUGGAGAUUAUGCAGCAUAUUUCGGGCCAUCCUAAUGUGGUAACCCUAAAGGCUGUUUUUGAUGAUUCGGAAUGCGUGCAUUUGGUGAUGGAGCUUUGCUCUGGAGGACGGUUGCUGGACCAGAUGGUUAAAGAAGGGAGGUAUUCGGAACAGAGGGCUGCAAAUUUGCUUAGGGAUCUUGCCUUCGUCAUCAAAUACUGUCAUGACAUGGGAGUUGUGCAUAGGGACAUUAAGCCUGAAAAUAUUCUUCUAACAGUGUCGGGGAAAAUGAAGCUCGCUGAUUUUGGAUUGGCUGUGAGAGUUGCCAAUGGUCAGAGACUAUCUGGUAUUGCCGGAAGCCCCGCCUAUGUUGCUCCGGAAGUCCUUUCAGGCCACUAUUCCGAGAAAGUUGACAUCUGGGGCGCCGGUGUCCUUCUACAUGCCCUUCUAGUCGGCACACUUCCAUUCCCAGGAACCUCUCGCGAAGCCAUAUUCGAGGCUAUUAAAACCGUGGAGCUCAAUUUCCAUGGUGGAAUGUGGGACUCCGUAUCGCUUCUUGCUCGGGAUCUAUUAAGCCGAAUGCUCACUCGAGAUGUCUCGUCCAGAUUGGUUGCUGACGAAAUUCUGAGACAUCCCUGGAUUUUAUUCUACACGGAGGGUCCCUCCAACCUAAUGACCAUCAACCCAAUAACCCGUAAUCGGAGCGUAGCAGCAGCACCCAUAAUUGAUCCCGGGUGUUUGACUCACCGGUCCGAAGAAGAUCAAGACGAAUGCGGCGGCUUCGUCGAUGCUCUCGCAGCAGCAAUAUCAAGGGUGAGGAUAUCGGAGCCGAAAAGGAGCCGGCUCUGCGUGCCGGCCAGCCAAAUUCCACAGGAGUGCUCAUCUAACAUGAAGGCUAAUAAUCUGUGUACAGCCUUUUAACCCAUCAUUCACAUCGGAGUGAAUAAUUGACCCACCACAUGAGAUUGUAGGCUACUAGAAUCGCAGUGCAUUUUAUUUUCCUGACUUGAAUGUAACUGAAGUGCUUCUUAGCGAAUUAGAAAUGUAAAUUUGUGUAAAUAAGGGGUUGUGGACUGCUGCUUCUGAUUAUUAUUUUAACGUUGUGGCGGGUGCUAUUCAUAUUCCUGAUUCUAAUUCUCAUGCGUAGCAACUCCUUGUGCUGCGCUGCUGAACUAGAUGGCUGCCCCCCCCUAACCUUUUUUGUGUCAUGAACCCUAACUGGGCAUGGCUUG